AUGAGGUGGAUGAGCGGAUCGUGUAUUUGCAGCCACACCCCAAGGGACAAAUUGCCGCCGAACCAAACCUCCAAAUUACCGAAUGACGAUACCACCGGGAAGAGCGAGGUCAAAAUACCCCCACCACCAAAACUCCAUGCGGCUAACUCUACCGUUGAGGCUAAACCGCCACCUACACCCCGACCGACUAAAGAGCAACUUAUGGCCCAGGCCAACUCGUUUAUCCUGAGGAUAAGGGCCAAGAUACGCUGGUACUUGAAAAAGGGGAACAAACCCUAUAAUACGGAUGACUACACGACGUUUUUCCUGUGGCUCAUGAUGGGGAACGUCCUCCUCUUCUGUCUCGCCACCACGACGUUUUUCCUGCUUGUCAUCUUCACCGCCAACACCGUGUUGGCUCAGGAGUUUGUUGCCCGCAAGUUGGGCGAGUUCAUCACCAAAAACUCGAAGUUGGACGUCACCUUCGAGAACGCGAUCGUCCCCGGGUGGCGCGACGGCAAGAUCAGUUUCCGCAAGUGUUUCGUGCUGAGACGGCCCCGCCCCGUCAACCGCCGCAAGCACUUCAUCAAGGGGUCCCAGCAGCAGGCCGUCGAGGACCUGUUGGUGAAAAAGGACGACAUUGAGUACGAGGACGACGGCAACUACACCCAGUUUGAUUUGACGAUGGAGGAGGUCAACGUGCUGCUUUCGCUUAAAAAAUGGAUCAAUGGGACUGGCAUUGUCGAGACAUUGGAGAUUAAAGGGCUCAGGGGAGUGGUAGAUCGUACUCACGUCCACUGGGACCCUGACGACGACGCUACCAACUAUAAGAAUGUCUACCAACCCGGCGACUUUGAGUUCGACAAGUUCAGCAUGACGGACGUGCUCUUUACGCUUUUGCAGCCGAACGGGUUCCGUCCGUUUGACGUCGCCAUCUAUACCUGUGAGCUUCUGAAGCUCCGCAAGCACUGGCUCUUCUACGACUUCCUCAACGCCGACCUGGUGCUGGGGGCUUACGACAACUCGCUUUUCACCGUGCACAAAAAGCAGAGACUUUCUGACGAUGAAGACGAGCUGAAAUGGAAGCGGAUCACGCGCUGUCGCGUCGAUAAGCUCAAUAUCGACCAUUUAAACGCCGGCAUGGAAGGUCCCUUUGGCUGGAUCACGCUGGGCAAAGUCGACAUGAUUGGCGACGUCAUGGUUCCGCGAGACGAGGCCAAUUUGAACGUGGGCGACGUGGUGCAAAUGAUUGCUCAUCUGAUUAAAAAAGAAGCUACCCGCUAUAAAAACCCCGAGGUCAAAGAGCCGGCGCACGGCCUGCUCCACACCCGUUUGACGAGUGCCGACUGCACCGACAUCACCAAAUAUUUCGUCCUCGACCUCACCAUCAGGCUCAACCACGUCCGCGCCAAGGUGCCGUUUAAACUGCCCGAGCUCAGCUACAUCAACUACGCCCUCGUGCGGCCGAUCGUCGGCUACAUCAACCUGAAGAACACCGUGAUCGAGGUCAAGAACCGCAUCAUCAAGAACUUGGCCGACUUCGACGGGCUGUGGACGGUGUACGACUCCCUUUUAAUGGACGACAUCUCCGAAGAAGUAUAUGACAACUUCGUCGACUACGUCGCCGACGAACAGGCCCGCCUUGUCCGCAUGCGCAAGGUGGGCUUCUGGACGCUCCAGGUGCUCAUGCAGAUGUUCAUCAUCGGCAUCGGCAUGGUCGCCUGA
This is a messenger RNA of Diutina rugosa, 1704 nucleotides long. RefSeq lists its product as uncharacterized. Lineage: Eukaryota; Fungi; Ascomycota; Pichiomycetes; Serinales; Debaryomycetaceae. The record is from RefSeq and is a predicted model, not a curated record. Bases 1 to 1704 code for a protein of 567 amino acids. Gene Ontology annotation, cellular component: mitochondrial inner membrane. The transcript has a single exon. Gene Ontology annotation, biological process: mitochondrion inheritance.